Vitrella brassicaformis is the source of this 2057-nucleotide messenger RNA. The record is from the annotation of a GenBank genome assembly. NCBI's taxonomy places the organism in Eukaryota, Vitrellaceae.
UUAGAUACAAAACGGAGGGGAUGGCGGAUUUGAUGGCAUCGGGUGAGGGAGGGCGGCGUCCCAGCACGUCCUCCCUGCUCUUGUUCGGAUGCGCCGAGAGGAUGGAGUGGGACAAGGUCAAGGACAUGACAAGGAGGGAGAACGACCUUCUCCGCACCGCCGACAAGAACCGCGACGGAUGGACGCUGGCGCACUACGCUGCGGUCGGUAACCAAAGCAAUGGACCCACGGUCAGGAUGCGUGUGUUGCUCUCGUGACUGCGCUGCCUUUCUGUCUGCAGGUUCAGAACAAUGUGUCGGCUUUGACGUGGCUGAAGGGCGAGGGCGCGCCCCUCCGGCAGCGGAGUCUGCAGAACCGCACGCCGCUGCACGAGGCCAUGCGCAUCCACCAGGGCCGCAUUGAAGUCAGCCCCAAACGGGGAUCGGGAGGCGCACGAGACCUUAAAGACGCCAUAGAGUUUCUCCUGCAGAAUGCGUGAGUGGCCCGGGGGAUCGUUCGGCUGGGAUGAAUGUGUUGUGUUGUGUUGUGUUUGCCUGUGUGUGUGUGCAGGUACACAGCGGCUGAGCGUUUGUAUUACGGUGAGGGGCUGACGGAGGGCGAAGAGGACGCGCAGCAGCGGGUGCAGACGAUGGAAAGGGAAUUCACCGCCCACCCCGACGGUAGGUACACCACACAGACGCACACACACUCACUCACUCAUGUCUGUGGUAUGAGAGGGUGUGUGUGUUGGUUGUUUGACGUAGAGGUGAACAGCAUGAUAGAGGACCUGGAGCUGCCCUGGAUCGUCUACUGCACGCAGGAAAGGAGGCUCCCCGACCUCAAGUGAGUCACUGAAUGAGUUACUUGCACACCAUACAGACGACUCACCACCGCCGUCCAUCCAUCCAUCCAUCCCAUCUGACCGUCGCAGGUGGUUGGUGGCUCACGGAGGCGACAUCGCCCACCGCGACAACAGCGGCCACACCCUGCUGCACCUGCUCUUCUACGCUGAGGAAGACCUAGACACAGAACUGGUCAGCCACACGCACACACACACACAUCGUCCCUCUUUCCUUCCCAUUUCAUUCAUCUCAUUCUCUCAGGAUGACCUCAUCCCAGAGAAUGAUGGAGACCACCAGCAGCAGCAGCAGCAGGGUGCUGGGGGUGAUCCCGAGGCCCGCAAGGCGAGACGACACCAGCCAGACGCUGCUGAGGCAAGUGCGAGUGCAAGUGCGAGCGCAAGUGCGAGCGGCUCUGGUGGGAGGGAGGCGUCGAGCGGCAUUGCCAGCCCGGGCGAUGUGCUCGAGUUCCUUAUCGAAGCCACACAAGGGGAGCUGGUCUACGCACGGUGGGCAGCAGGGUGGAUGGAUGGACCAGCACAACCACGGACGGAUGUGCAUUCGCUGUUUGUGCAGGAACACUGACGGCGAGACGCCAGCCAUGGUGUGUGCGGACAGAGUGCUCGAUCCGUCCCUUGCCCUUGACCUCCUCAAGAUACUGCACAAAGCCGGCGCCGACAUGAAGGUAGGUGCACAUGGCACACACACGACCCCUGCUAACUGCCCAGCCUCCACGCAUAACUAUUUUGUUAUGUUAUGCAGGCAGUGAGUGCGGAUGGCGUGACAGUGCCGAUGCGGCUGGCGCAGUCGUUUGGCGACGGCCCGUGGCUGGAGUGGGCCUUCAAGCAGCCACCGGAGGGACCGGGGUGCGACAGAGAGGCGAAGGACUUCAAAGGUCGACCUAGCCUUCGCAGUACACACCACAUGUGCACCAUAGUUAGAGUGUGUGUGUGUGUGUGUGUGGGCGCCCAGGUAACGAUUUGUCGUAUUAUCUGGCUGUGUACGCGGAGAACGAGAUGGACUCGCUCUCCAGCGGGGAUGAAGAUGAAGAUGAUGACGACGAUGACAUCUAAACCUGCCCGUUCACACACACAGACACACACAGGUUUGUGGCUGCGUGUCUGCGUGGGUGUCUUGUGCCUUAUGUGUACUUAUGUGUGUUGCUGCACGUCUGACAAUGGUUCGGACACACUCACACACGAAGCCUUAGUGCUCGUCAAUCAAAGGUCUAUUUGUUCG